Spirodela intermedia is the source of this 3348-nucleotide messenger RNA. NCBI's taxonomy places the organism in Eukaryota, Viridiplantae, Streptophyta, Magnoliopsida, Alismatales, Araceae. The record is from the annotation of a GenBank genome assembly.
AUGUCCGCCGUGGUGCUCGGCAAGAGGAACUCCUCUUGCUUCUUUGAGGAACUAAAUCAUCACCCUGCGGCGGGCGCAACAACCGUUCCCCCAUCGCCUUCCGCCUCCAAGAAGGCGCGCUUCGCAUCCUCGCCAUCGUGUCUCUCCCCUCGAUCCUCGCCCUCUUCUGUGCCGGACUCCUUUCUGUCCUGGCCCUCGUCGGACUGUAUUACCGUCGUCAACAGGAGCAGCGGUGCCGGCGAUAGUCUGACGCUAUUUGACCAUCUUAGAUCUCUCUUCCCCGAAAUUGAAGAGCAGGUAUCCCACUCUCUGAAUUUAAAUUCUUAUUCUUCUCUCUACUUCUUAAUAUCGGCAUGUGUUGAUUUAAUCUGGCAAUGUAUUUAUGUAUCUGUGACCUAUUAGGAGUAAGCUAAUACGUUAGAUUGAUCCUCUGUUUAAAAUCAGAUUGAACGAGUAAUUGUGACCUAAGAUUUGGACAUGAUUUUGAAACCUCUUUUUUUGUUUCGGAAAUUGUACUUAAUCUCGUUGUUAGACUUUUGCCGCUUACUAGUCAGUUCUUACUGUUAAAUAUUUUUUUACUACGGUUUCUUUGAAUUGGGUUUGUUCCCGUACAUCCUGCCUGGUAGGGUUUUAGGUUAGCAUUUGGUGAUAGAUUGGAAAUAGUUUUUUUAUAAUGUCAGAUUUCAGUACAAAUGUAAAUAGAAACUACAGAAAUAAUAUUUUUUAAAGAAGGGAAGCAUAUUAUAUCUAGCUGCAUGCAUGUAUAAUAAUGAGUUUGAAUUUACAUUCAAAUUAAUUCCAAAUAAAUGGACUGGAAAUAGUUGGAACUAUGCCAGGGAAAUCUUGUAGAAUUGUUUUUCGAAAUUAAUGAUCCAUGUUUAUUGAAUAACGAAAUUUUUUUUCUUUCAAGGUCAGUUUUUUUUAUUAUGUAUUAAUCUCUCUCCCAGUUAACUGCUUGGAUCUGCUUUUUUCUUGGAUUGAUAAGAAACGUGAACAUGCCAGUGCCCCCACUCCAGAAUAGCUGGUCUAUUUUCAAACCUCUAAUUGGCUGAUGUCUAUUGAACUUAUUUUGUUCUUUUUAAUCCUGGUACCAAUCCUCUAAUUGAUACUACUCUAAUUUUUUCUUUUCAAACCUCUAAUUGAUUGGUACCAGGAUUUCUCUUUGUUUUCAUAAAUCUUAUGUUAAUCUUUCUAACUCAACUUUAUUAGAAUUUGUGUGUUUUAAUCAGCCACUGGGUCAUGAUUCUUUUGAGGAAUUUCACUUCUUACUUAUGAUAACUUCCUUAUUGGCUUGUGAAAUCUUGUUUUCAGGUUCUUGAAAGAGAAUUGGAAGCUUAUGGCAAUGAUCUGGAUUCUGCCAUCAAGAGUUUAGAGGAGUUUCGUUGCAGAUCAACUAAGGAAAACUUCAAUUCAGAAGGUGCUCAAUAAAUCCUUUGUUUUCAAUCUUGUUAUCUUUGUUUAUCAUUAUUUUUGAGCCACUAGACUUCGUUUGAUACUACUCGUGGCUGUUUUAUUUUUACCUUUUUCUCUAAAAUUUCUUCAUUUCACUGCAUUUUCAUCAUGUUAUAUUAUGUCUUUUUCGGCAAGACUAAAGGCAUUCAAGAUAUGGUCAUUGAAUUGGUGAAGGGAGACAGGUAGAAUAUUGAAAAAAAAUCUGGCUUUCAUCCUUGCCUUCAAAAUAGUCUAAAGUUAUGGGACGGUUCAUUUUUCUGUUUCUCCAGUGAAAAUGCAACGGUGUAAGUAUUUUUUUUAAAAACAGGUUAGGAUAUUAAAUGCGGCACCAUUAAGAGCCAAAAUGAGAAUACUGAGAAGUGUAAGAAAUCCACAAGAAUAAACACCGCAUUUAGACCCUUGUAAGAAAAAAUGUCUGAUAAAGACCGAUAGCAGAUAAGGAUCCCACUAUGAGAUCGAUCACAGAAACGCAUAGAAUAUGUAAAAAAAAGCUAGAAACUGAGAAAUGUAUCACAGAAGAAUAAGCUGAGAAAUGUAAGAAAUCCAGAAGAAUAAACAUCGCAUGUAGACCCUUGUAAAAAAAAGGUCUGAUAAAGAUCAUAGCAGAUAAGCAUCCCACUAUCAGAUGGAUCACAGAAGCGCAUAGAAUAUGAAAAAAAAGGGUUGUAUUUGUGGCAAAAGCACUGUAAAGGUGUUUCCUUUCAGAAUAGUCAUACAUUUAUAUGUGUAACAUCUUUCUCAUUAAAUUUUUUACAAGGGAUAGUCUUUUUCUUUGUAUUCUGAUUAGCAUCUGAUCCUUAAUAUUGCUUUUUUAAAUGUGAAAUUACGCUUCCAAGAGCGUAUUUCUAUAAAUUCUCUGUAGAAUCUAUACUGUUUUUUCUUAUACUUUGAUGAGGUUUUUUUGUGGGGUGGCUCUUGUGUUGCCAGCUUCUCAUCAACAAUGCUCUGCCAAGGAGUUUUAAAUGUGUCCACACAAAAGAUCAUGAAUGCUGUCUAGAAGAAUUGUAUAUCGUGCUUAAUUCUGCUCAUUAAUGUAUUAGUAUGCUGUGCAUGAAUCUUGUUAAAUGCUUUGUUGCUGUUAAGUGCAAUUCCAUGAUCUUCUUGUCUGACACAUGAAUCGGGUAAAUCAGAAACAUCUUUCAGGAUGAGAUUACCUGUAACUGCUUAGCAUUACCUGUAACAUCUCAUAUGUUCUGGGUGGUUGUGGGGAGAGAGUGCAGUCUCUGAAACCGCAUGUUGUCUGAAUCUUCCUGCAGGUGGCUCCGAAUGGGUCGAGCAGCUUGUGAGGGAAAUGAUGAACGCCACAGACAUCAAUGAUGCCAGGGCUCGUGCAUCAAGCGUGCUGGAGGUCCUGGAGAAAUCGAUCAUGGCUGAGGCCACCACCAAAGCAGCACAAAGCUUUGGCGAAGUAAAGCUCAUAUGCAUUCAAACUCAACUGCGUUCGAUUCCUUCCUGUUCAUCAUCCCAUCUCUCUUGAUCCCCAAAUUCUGCCUCUAUUCUUACUAAUUUUGGUAUCUGCGUUUCCUUCUGAGACAGGAAAACAUGAUCCUGAAGGAGCAAGUUGAGGGGCUCCUCCGCGAUAACAACAUUCUGAAGAGGGCCGUGGCAAUCCAGCACGAACGCCAGAGGGAGCUGCAGAUGAAAGCCCUCCAAGGGAACCAAGAGCUCCAGCAUCUGAGGGAGCUAGUGGCACAGUACCAGCAGCAGAUACAGACGCUCGAGGUGAGUAACUCACACUCGCCAUUAGACAGACUGUCCUCCCAAAGAUCUCUUGAUAUCGGCUUUCUGAACACCUCUGCCCCUCUGCAGAUCAACAACUACAGUUUGUCAAUGCAUCUGAGGCAGGCUCAGCAGGGCAGCUCAAUGCCCGGCAGGUUCCACCCUGAUAUCUUCUGA